AAAAAUAUCGAAACACAAACACACAGAGAUAUAGAGGCAAUGGCUGCUAGUGUUGGAAAGGAAGUGAGCAACAAGCAGCUGAUAUUGAGGGACUAUGUCACCGGUUCUCCCAAAGAAUCAGACAUGUACGUGAAAACUAGUACUAUCAAAUUGGAGAUCCCAAAUGGAUCAAAAGCAGUUCUGUUGAAGAACCUCUACUUAUCAUGCGAUCCUGUUAUGCGGAUUCGCAUGAAUAGAGCUGAAGAUUCGAUCUUCACUUCCUAUACCCCUGGCUGGGCAUUAUCUGGGCAUGGAGUGGCUAAGGUUUUGGAUUCCAGGCAUCCAGACUACAAAGAAGGUGACUUUGUUUGGGGACCAGCAGUAUGGGAAGAGUACAGCCUAGUCGAGGAACCUAACCUUACAAAAAUUCACCAUACAGAUGUACCACUUUCCUAUUACACUGGAAUUCUUGGUUAUCCUGGUAUAACAGCAUAUGCUGGUUUCUACGAAAUUUGUUCUCCUAAGAAAGGAGAAUAUGUCUUCGUUUCAUCUGCUUCCGGCGCAGUUGGUCAGCUGGUUGGACAAUUCGCAAAGUUAACGGGUUGCUAUGUGGUUGGAAGUGCAGGAAGUCAACAAAAGGUUGAUUUAUUGAAGAACAAGUUUGGGUUUGAUGAGGCUUUCAAUUAUAAAGAGGAGCAUGAUUUGAAUGCUGCUUUGAAAAGGUAUUUCCCAAAUGGUAUUGACAUUUACUUUGAGAACGUAGGAGGGAAAAUGCUUGAUGCAGUUCUUCUAAACAUGAGAGACCACGGGCGCAUAGCUGGAUGUGGAAUGACCUCAACCUACAAUCUUGAUGAGCCAGAAGGGAUUAAAAAUUUGAUGUUUAUCAUAUACAAGCGAAUUCGUAUGGAAGGAUUUUCAGCUAUUGAAUACUAUCACCUCUAUCCCAAGUUCUUAGACCACAUAUUGCCAUACAUUAGAGAAUCAAAGAUAGUAUAUGUGGAAGACUUAGCUGAAGGCCUUGAGAAUGGGGCAGCAGCUCUCCUAGGACUCUUUAGUGGCCGCAAUGUUGGAAAACAAGUACUUGUAGUUGCUCGUGAAUAAGAGCAAGUUUGGUACAGUGAAUGAAUUGGAAUAAAAUCCUAUGCAUGUAUUUGACAAUUGGUUAAUUUUGUAUCACAAUCUCAUAUAUAUACAUUUAGAGAAGAUUAAUAAAUGAGAUGUUAUUUUUUAA
This is a messenger RNA of Quercus lobata, 1210 nucleotides long. Its product is annotated as 2-alkenal reductase (NADP(+)-dependent)-like. The transcript has 5 exons. NCBI's taxonomy places the organism in Eukaryota, Viridiplantae, Streptophyta, Magnoliopsida, Fagales, Fagaceae. The record is from RefSeq and is a predicted model, not a curated record. The coding region runs from base 40 to 1080 and encodes 346 amino acids. Gene Ontology annotation, molecular function: 2-alkenal reductase [NAD(P)H] activity.